GUCUCUGUGGUCAAUCAAUUGGAUAUGCAAGUCAUUGUUUCUAAUGUGCCCCCAACUCUGGUGGAAAAAAAGAUAGAAGAUCUUACUGAGAUUUUAGAUCGCUAUGUUCAGGAGCAAAUCCCUGGUGCCAAAGUUGUGGUGGAGUCCAUUGGUGCUCGCCGGCAUGGAGAUGCCUUUUCCCUAGAAGAUUACACCAAAUGUGACUUGACUGUCUAUGCAAUCGACCCCCAAACCAACAGAGCCAUUGACAGAAAUGAGCUUUUUAAAUUUUUGGAUGGCAAACUGCUCGAUAUCAAUAAAGACUUCCAACCAUAUUAUGGGGAAGGAGGACGCAUUCUGGAGAUCCGGACUCCAGAAGCAGUGACCAGCAUUAAAAAACGAGGAGAAAGUCUAGGCUACACAGAAGGUGCCUUGCUGGCUCUGGCUUUCAUCAUCAUUCUCUGUUGUAUUCCUGCCAUCUUGGUGGUAUUGGUCAGCUACAGACAGUUUAAAGUACGCCAAGCUGAGUGCACCAAGACAGCACGAAUCCAAUCUGCAUUACCCGCGGCUAAACCAGCAGCGCCUGCCCCGGCACCUGUGGCCGCACCCCCACCACCACCACCACCUCCAGGCGUGCAUCUCUAUGAGGAACUUGGGGACAGCACAAUGCAUAAUCUUUUCCUUCUCUACCAUUUCCAACAAAGCAGGGGAAAUAAAUCAGUUCCAGAAGACAGGAAACAUCAGCACGUUGUUAUGCCCUUUUCUUCCAAUGAUAUUGAGGCUCACAAGCAGACUUAUAUAGAUGAAUCACUUAAGAACGACCAGCCCAAGUCUGCAAGAAAAUUCUCACUGAUAUCUGAUGAGGAUGCCUUAAGUACCCACAACACCCUUUAUAAGGAAAAUAUAGAUCAAAGAACAAAUUCAGACUUUUCACAAAGAACAGAUUCUGUAGGCUCAUUUUUACCCAAAACACAAGCCAAAAAUGAGUCUCUAAGGCAUCCAGGAGAAAAGAUUCAGAGGAUGUGGAAUCAGAACAUCUGCUCACCUAGGAGACCGAUGUGGGGACUGCCCAAUAGACUGGAUACUAUAGAUCUGGAGCAAUGGCGAAGCAACAGGCAGAUCGCUGAAAAUGAAAGUACUGGAACCUAUCCAAACAAAAGGGGUAGUAGUAAUCCUUUGCUUGCAGCUGAAGAUGCCAGCUUAACAGAGAAAGAGGAAAUAAGGCAAGGUGAAUCACUGAUUAUACAAGGAACAGACCAGUUGGAAUCUCUGUCCUCAGACUCUUCAUUUUCUUCUCCUUGGUCUCAUUCCUCAAUCUCUACUUUGCCAACUGUUUCAAGAACUGUGGAACUCAAAUCAGAACCUAAUGUCAUCAUUUCUCCUGCUGACUGUUCCUUGGAACUUUCUCCUUCGAUGCCUUGCAUUUUAAAUUCUCCACUCUUUAGGAGAGAGACAACCAUGUGUAUGUUGACUACUGAAACCAAGAGGAACAUUUUCGAAAAUCUUCCCCAUCCACCAAACAUUUCUCCUUCUCCUCCUCCUCCUCUUGUCCUUACUCCUUUUGCUCUUUCCUGCUCUCAUCCUUCUCAGCCUCCUAGUCCUCCUCCUUUUCCUUUUGCCCCCCUCACUCCCCAUUCUCCUCCCUCUGCUUCUCCUCCUCCACCUCUUCAAUCUCCUUUUCCCUCUCUUCCUCCACCACCUCUUCUUUUUCCUUCUCCACUACCUCCUUCAACUUCAGUUCCAUCCACUACAUGUGUUUGUAUACCAGCUGUUAAACACACUGUCAGUGUGACACCAGCUGAAGAAAUGAAGUCCUCUGUGACACAGCUGUCAACAUCAACAACAGUGUGUAAUGAAGUUGCUCAAAGAGAACCAAAAGGAAUACUCAAACAUGUUAAAAACUUAGCAGAACUUGAAAAGUCGGUAGCUAACAUGUACAGUCAAAUAGAAAAAAACUAUCCACCAACAAACAUCCCAAAACUUCAAACUAACUGCCCUUCAGAGCUAACAAAUAUGGAAAUGACAUCUAAACAAAACCAAGAGAAUUUGCACAAUAUUGUCGAGGGAAUUGAAAAACAAUCUCUCAGUCAAUCUACUUCACUGUAA
Pteropus alecto (black flying fox) is the source of this 2085-nucleotide messenger RNA. It is a transcript of the gene PCDH15, whose product is annotated as protocadherin related 15. NCBI's taxonomy places the organism in Eukaryota, Metazoa, Chordata, Mammalia, Chiroptera, Pteropodidae. The record is from RefSeq and is a predicted model, not a curated record. The annotation marks the transcript as partial. The transcript has 7 exons.